AUGUCAUUUGAAAUAUUAAUCAUACCUAAUUCAUGGUUUAGAAAUCCAAAUUCAGAUUUUACAAAUCUAAGAUAUUUAAUAAAUAAAGGAUAUGAUAAACCUGUUCAAAAAUAUGGAAUAAUUCAAACAAAAAGAAUUAUUUCAAAUGAUUCAUUUUUUGAAAAUUUAGCUGUUUUACCAAAUGAUGAAUUAAAUUUAUUUUUAUUACUUGGUUCAAAUGAGAAAAUUGAAGAAUUAGAAAAGAAUGGGGUAUAUAGAGAUUUUAAAAAUGAAAAUAUUGAUAAUGCAUUUGAAUGUGAUAUACCUAAAGAAUUUGGAAGUUUAUUUUCCUUGAAUGAAUUAUCAGACUCAAGAAUUAGAAUAGUUGAUGAAGAUUUUAAAUUUGAUGAUAAUAUAUUAAAAAGAGUUUUAACAUUAUUUGGAUUAAGAACAUAUAAUUAUGAAGUAUCCAAUCAAGAUGAAAUAAAUUUAAAUUUAACAACUUUUUGUUCAUUCUUGUACAAUUCAGCAUCCACGUUUUUUGAAAUUAUAAUAUCAAAAUGUUUAAAAAAUUCAAAAAUUUAUGAAGAGUUAUAUCAUGAACCUUUAUCAAACUACAAGUCAUUAAUAAUUCAUGCAGAUUGUAUAAUUGAACAUAAUUUAAUUGAUUAUUAUAUCACCAAAUGUAAAUUUAAAAAAUCCCACAAGGCAAAUAUUUCAAUUGAAAAUGCUGGAAUUAGUUAUAAACAAAUUAAAGCUACAAAAAAUUUUGAAAUUGGAUUUUUAUAUAGACGUAUAGAAUUAUAG
Molecule: messenger RNA, 786 nt
Organism: Lodderomyces pseudojiufengensis
Lineage: Eukaryota; Fungi; Ascomycota; Pichiomycetes; Serinales; Debaryomycetaceae
Exons: 1
Coding region: 1-786 (261 amino acids)
Source: RefSeq, a predicted model, not a curated record